Messenger RNA from Bufo gargarizans (Asiatic toad), 4496 nucleotides. RefSeq names its product ring finger protein 128 (gene RNF128). NCBI's taxonomy places the organism in Eukaryota, Metazoa, Chordata, Amphibia, Anura, Bufonidae. The coding region runs from base 114 to 1352 and encodes 412 amino acids. The transcript is spliced from 7 exons. The record is from RefSeq and is a predicted model, not a curated record.
GCAGGUAAAGCAGGUAGGGAGAGCUUGGCUCAAACAAAACAGAGAAGCCUUCCUGUAUCCAGGACAUACUUUAUAGUGCUGCGCCUGCCUGGUCUCUUUUUGUUAAAGGCGAGAUGUGGCUCAUGUUAAGGGGAGCCAAAGCCUCCUGGCAUCACCUAUCGUACAGUGUGCUGGUGCUCUGUCUUCUGGCAAUACAGGGCUCUACGUCUGAUGUUCUAUGGACAGCCAAUGUGAAUUACUCCUAUGUCAUGGAAAACAAGACCUACUGGGAUGAGGGAGAGAUUGGAGUCUAUGGCCAAGACUCGCCAGUGGACCGGGCAUAUGGACUGGUCGUCCUGCCAAGGCGUAGGCAGCACCACUAUUCAUCGCCAAAUAUGUGUCCACCGCAUCUGAACUUUAGUGUCCCAGAGAACUAUAACAAUGCUUGGAUUGCUCUUAUACAACGAGGAGAUUGUCCAUUUAGCGAGAAGAUCAAAGCUGCGUCGGAGGCUGGGGCCAAAGCGGUGGUCAUAUACAACAACGAAGGAAACGAAAAUGGGGUUUUUGAAAUGUCUCAUCCGGGCACAAAGGAUACCAUUGCCAUCAUGAUCGGCUUCAUAAAAGGGAUGGAGAUUGUACAACUCAUUAAUAGUAAAAUCCAGGUGACCAUGGUAAUCGAAGUUGGAAGGAAGCAUGGAUCCUGGAUGAACCAUUAUUCCAUUUUCUUUGUCUCCAUAUCAUUCUUCGUGGUGACAGCCGCCACUGUAGGCUACUUCAUCUUCUAUUCUGCUCGCCGGUGGAGACACACAAGGGCUCAGAACCAGAAAAUGAAAAAGUUAAAAGACGAAGCAAAGAAAGCAAUUGGCCGACUGCAGCUUCGCACCAUCAAGCAAGGAGAUAAGGUGCUUGGUCCAGAUGGUGAUAGCUGUGCUGUUUGUAUUGACGCAUACAAAGCAAAUGAUGUUGUGCGCAUCCUUACAUGCAACCAUUUCUUCCACAAGAAUUGCAUUGAUCCCUGGCUGCUGGAACACCGAACAUGUCCAAUGUGCAAGUGCGACAUUCUGAAAUCGCUAGGAAUUGUAGCUGAAGAAGAAGAAGAAACGGAUACCACUAUGGCAAUAUCUUCUGUAUCUAGUGAGCUUCAGCAGACCACAAUGCAGGUAGAGGAAGAGAACCAUAGUGACAUUGCAUCUUCUGGAUAUGCCUCUGUGCGAGGCAUUGAAGAGCUUGCAGAAGAACCUGAAAACUUAUAUGAGAACGUAGAGCUUGUAAACAAUGAUACCUCGGCCACAGCAAUUGAAGUUCUUCCGCAAGUGGAUAAUCCGACAUUUGAAAUUGAAGAGGAGUCCCACAUUCAGAGCGUGAAAUCUUGAGAAACCGUGAAAAAGACAAUGCAGUCCAAUUUACUGCAUAGUUUUUUUUAAACAAAAGGAAACAUAGACUCUAGAAGGCAUCACCCCUACAAUUUAAAGAAAUGGAGAUGACAGGCAUUAAUGUUAAUUGCUAGCUGGUUCUUAUAGCCUCGUGUACUGCAGUUUUAAGUACUUUUUACUCAGUUUUGUUUAAACAGGAUCUAAUUAAAAUUAAAAACCUUGACAAAGUUCAUAUUUUAUUAUAAUGACACAAAAUAACAUUUUAUAUAACAAAUUUUAUCUAUAUUAAAUUAUCCCAUUUUAAUUUGUCGUGCACUAGAUACUUCACUAAAUCUGUCUUUCUAGAUUUCCCAGAUCACUUUUGCUGUCGCCUUAAUAAAAAAACUUCACAGUAAUUAGUAUGCAUUGUUUGUCAAGAUGUGAACAAUGACCCAUUUCUCUCUUCCCACACUGCGGCGGGAUCCGAUUGUCCAGAGACUGUGGAGGUCCCUCUGUUUAAUUAAUUAAAGGCGGUAAAGCAUGUUGAGAGUUGGUGCACAGGAGCCCAAAUAUUGCCUGCUUCUAUCACACAGUAUUAUUUGGUGUUUUUAUUCUAAAUUUUGAAAGAUCAAGGAAGAUUUUCUGGAAAAAAAUAAAAAUAAAAAUUUGGUUAGUUAUACAACCAAUUAAAAAUAAAUGACUUAUUCAACCCAAAAUGAACAAGAACGCUGCUGUUUAAUUAGAAUGCAGAGAGGGUACGAUCUUAUGAAGUGGCCACAAUGUGUCUGAAAACCCCACUGACGUUCAAGUCAAAUGGAUUGUUAAAAGUUAAAUUACUUGAUUAAUUGGAAGCAAUAACCCCUGGGGUUCUCCCCGUCAUCUGUCUGCAGGGCCUCUGCUGCUCCAUUCCCGACCACUACCACUCUUUGCAGGACCAGGAAGCGGCUUGGUCCUAUGAUCACUGUGUCCAAUCGAGGACCUCAGCGGUCACAGUGGCUUGAAUGCUAGAUCACGGUAGUGAUGUCAUUUUCAAGCCUCUGUCACCGCUCAGGCCUGUGAUUGGACAAAGCGAUCCCGGGAACAAACCACUUUCUGGUCUGGCGGAGAGAGUUAGGGGCCAGAAACAGAGCAGCAGAGGCACUGUAGACAGUUGAGGGGGGAUUUUUAUGUUCAGGGGAUAGGCGAGGACACAAGGGGUUUGUCUGCUCCAAGGCCGGACAACCCCUUUUAAUGGCCAUAUGGUUUUAUGGCCGCUAUGUGGGACCGUAUCCAAAGGGUGACUUGAGGCUUCCUGUGGAUUUCGCCACCGAUUUGCCCAGAUUUCACCCUUUUGCAUUGUGUGAAAUCCAAGGUAAAUCUGUGAUAUAAUAACAGUCAUAUUGUGGACUUGAAAAUCCAUAGCAUGCCUCCAAUCCACAGCGGAAAAAUCUGCUCUGUGUGGAUUUGUUGCAGAUUUUCAGCUCAGAAACUGAAAAAUGUGAGACAAAUCCACUGUGGGGUCUAAGUUUAUGGGAGUUACCUGUAAAAGCAUCUGAAGUAGAUGUUGCUAGACUAGGUAAUAUUCUACUGCAAAGAUGCAAAGUAUCUGUCCAUAUCAAAUUCAGCAAUACAAAAGGAUCAUGCGUGAUUGCCAGACACGGAAGUAAUUUAGAAGUGUGUGUAAGUGGUACAAAUUCUAUUGCUACUUGUUAAUACAAUGGCACACAGUACAUGUCCUCCAUGUGUACAUGUCCUAGGACCUAUUCCCAUUGGUUGGCAGCUUGCAAUAGACAUACUAUCUGAGCGGUUCAGCCUACAAUCAUUACUGCUGACUUUCAUGGAUACUCAUCUAGACAGUAAGACCGGCAUCAUGCAUGCUUUAUUUUACAGAAACAUACCCAGAUUGUUAGUAAUGAUACUACAUUAACCCUUAAGUACAAUUUUUAAGUUUUCUCUAUUAUCGUAAGGCAAAUUUGCAUAGGCGCAAGAAUUAAAUUUUUUCACAAGGGGAAUUCAAAGUUAUCCGUACAUAUUAGAUGAAAGGGGUUUUCCGACACUUUAACUGAUGAGCUAUUCUCUGGAUUAGUUAUCACUGAUUGGUGGGGGUCCGACACCCAGGACCCCUGCUGAUCAGCUGUUUGAGAAGGCGCGAGCGCGGCGGCCUUCUCCUUGCUCACCAAGCACAGCGACGUACAUUGUAUAGUGGCUGUGCUUGGUAUUGCAGCUCAGCCACAAUCAAACGGCUGAUGGGAGGGGGUCCUGGUUGUCAGCCAAACAAACCAUCAGCCAAUGGGCAUCUGAAGUGUAUGGUCAGCUUAGCGGUGUACUUACACGUCAGAUUUGUUGCAAAAAUGUCUGCGACUUAUAAAAUCCAUGUACCUGCUGCACAAACAAACCCACAGAUUUCUGCCAUGAAUCGUAUCCUAAAGGGAAUAUUUUUGACUAUAGUAAUAGAUUGAGCAGAUGAAAAUAAAUAUUUUCUGAUCUAAUGCAAUGUAACUAUUAAACUAGAUAUUUAUGAUGUUUCCAUAUUAUUGUAGAAUAAAAUCUCUUCACAUGCCAUCUUUUCCCUGUGUCCGAGUGGUAAGCUAGGGAAUAGGAUGCCUUGGGAGCCACAGUGACAACCUCUUCACUUACAGGGCACGAUUAUAAUGUGUGUGUACGGGCACCCUAUAUUGUCAUUUCUCAAAAAUGAAUUAUUCCGCACAUGCUUAAAUGAGAAAACUUAAGGGGCUGUGUUGUCUUUCCCACAAUCUUGUCUCUAGAGCGUCUCUGUUGCAGGUCUGUCUCAUUGACUGGAAUAAGGAUUUGAUUCAAUAGCAGAUACUGGUACUUUUUUGGGGGGAGAAAAACAUUUUUUUUUUUCCAGUUCUGGAUAAUUUAGUUAAUGUCUGUGUGGCCUAAUUUGUAACCUUUUGUUAGUCAGGAGGAGAAAAUCUAUAUUAUAUUUACAGAAUUCUUUAAAAUAAAUUACAAUGAUCUGCAUCGUGGUCCCCUAUAUAUCUGUGGAUGUCCGUUGAGGGGGAUACACUAAGGGUGCUCUGUAUUUCUUGGUAGCUUUUCCGAAACACUGGGUUAGGCCUCAUGCACAGUAGCUUUUCCGAAACACUGGGUUAGGCCUCAUGCACACGAAUGUAUUUUCUUUCCGUGUCCGUUCCGUGUUGUUGUUUUUUUUUUUUUUUUUUU